Galleria mellonella (greater wax moth) is the source of this 1539-nucleotide messenger RNA. RefSeq names its product tRNA-specific adenosine deaminase 2. Lineage: Eukaryota; Metazoa; Arthropoda; Insecta; Lepidoptera; Pyralidae. The transcript has 2 exons. Gene Ontology annotation, cellular component: cytoplasm; nucleus. Gene Ontology annotation, biological process: tRNA wobble adenosine to inosine editing; base-excision repair. The coding region runs from base 192 to 686 and encodes 164 amino acids. Gene Ontology annotation, molecular function: oxidized pyrimidine nucleobase lesion DNA N-glycosylase activity; single-strand selective uracil DNA N-glycosylase activity; tRNA-specific adenosine-34 deaminase activity. The record is from RefSeq and is a predicted model, not a curated record.
AUUUUAUACCUACCACACCCAAGUCCAAGAGCUGUUAACAAUACGAACUGGGAAGAAAAGGCAUUGGAAUCGUUAAAGAAUUUCAAUUUACUUCAAUACUACACAUAAAUUAUAUUUUUAAUGAGACUGCUCAAUUAUAAUAUAAAAAGACAAUACUGUGAUUUUAAUUAAAAAAGAAUAAAUAUAAAAAUAUGGUUGAUUUUAUGAAGAGAGCCCUUGAACUAGCAACGGAAGCCAUGGAAGCUCAGGAAGUUCCAGUUGGAUGUGUUUUCACCUACAAUGGAAAUAUUAUCGCCGAGUCUAGGAACAGUGUAAAUAUCACUCGUAACCCAACAAGACAUGCAGAGAUUAAUUGUAUCGAUUACGUUUUAGAUUAUUGUAAAAGUAACAACAUAGAUUAUACAAAUUACUUCCAAAAUAUAACAGUAUAUGUAACAGUGGAACCUUGCAUAAUGUGUGCAUCUGCACUGAACAAUUUAAAAGUUAAAGAAGUUGUUUAUGGUUGCGCUAAUGAUAGAUUUGGUGGAAAAACUGUAUUGGAUGUGAGUAAAUUUUAUGAGAACACUUACAAAUUAACAGGAAACUUACUAUCAAAUGCAGCUAUGGCGUUACUAAAACAGUUUUACAAGGGCACAAACCCUAAUGCUCCCGAGUCAAAAGUGAAAAAGAAAAAGAAUCAUAUUUAAAAUAAAAUAAGUUUUCUAAUCAAAUAUGAAUAAAUAAUUUACCUUUGUGGUUUUACAUAUAUAUAUUUCAAUUAUUAAGCGGUGGAGCUUAUUAGUAUUAUGGUAUAAUUUUAUUUUAUGAACAAUGAGUGUUCUAUUAUUGUAAUAGUGUUCCUAGGAGUUAGUCAUAGUCUGAGAUAUAAUUUCCAUAAGUAUAUAUUUAUAAAAUGAUAAUUAUUAUAAGUAAUUGACUUAUUAAUAAACAUUAUUUUGUACAAUUAGUAUUUUAUAAAUUCGACGACUCAGUUGUUGUAAAUUUGGGUAAAUUUUCAUUAAUUGUUGAACUAUAGUUACUUAGUGAUUUUAUUGUUUUAAUGUUAAUAACAACAACGUUCAACAUUUUCCGUUUCGUUUGUAUCAUAACAAUAACAUUUCAUUACUUUUCUAUUAAAGGAAAAUUAAUAAUAAAUUUUAAUGUUGUUUGACGACAUAUACCCUCAACAAAAAUCACAAAAUUGUCGUAAAAAAAUUAUUAUAUUAUCCAAUUUUUCAAAGAGUCUAAUCAUGAUUUUUUUCACAUCUUGACCUUAAUAAUCCUAUACAGAUCUGAUAUUAUUAUUUAAUUAUAAUAAUAAAUAUAUGUUAAGUUCCUAGAUUUGUACAUAUAAUAAUAUUCGACCUGUGUUUCAUAAUGUUCCUGUUUUAGAAAAAAAUAAUCCAUACCAUUUGCUCAAUUGAUUUUAUAAUAAGUCUAUAAUUUUGUAUAAAAAUCAGGGAGUGCAUCUGAAAAUAAGGGAGUUAAUAAAUGUAAUCAUAUAAUUUACAGCUUUAUAAGAAUCUAUUAAAUAAUUCAACAGUAGUUUAUCAAAACCUG